This is a messenger RNA of Acomys russatus (golden spiny mouse), 2569 nucleotides long. It is a transcript of the gene Slc27a6, whose product is annotated as solute carrier family 27 member 6. Bases 249 to 2108 code for a protein of 619 amino acids. The transcript is spliced from 10 exons. The record is from RefSeq and is a predicted model, not a curated record. Lineage: Eukaryota; Metazoa; Chordata; Mammalia; Rodentia; Muridae. Gene Ontology annotation, molecular function: long-chain fatty acid-CoA ligase activity; long-chain fatty acid transmembrane transporter activity.
UUUUGUUUGUUUGUUUUUAAAGAAGAUUCAGGGCUCUGUCCCACAGCUGCCUAGCCCAGUCUACCGAGGCUUCUUUAUCACCAGCCACCUGGGUGAAAACAGGCUACACAAAGAAAGCCUGAGCCAGAACUACAGGUGCCAGGCUGAGCUUUCAGGGCAGGGUCCUCCAAGGUAAAAGAGGUGAAACUGCUGGAAAAGAAAAGAGACACUGGUGGGACCCAGCGGGUCAGCUGGUGGCUUGGGCGCCCAUGCUUCUGUCGUGGUUCACGAGUUUGGGGGCUGGAGCGCUCUUCCUGCACUUUGUGCAGAAACUUCUGUUCCCGUACUUCUGGGACGAUUUGUGGUUCUUGCUGAAGGUGGUGCGCUAUGGAAUUAAGAUGGAGUUAUACAAAAUGAGAGGGGAGCUAGUCACCGUGCUGGAUAAGUUCCUGUGCCACGCCAGGAAGCAGCCGCAGAAAGCCUUCAUCAUUUAUGAGGGAGGCAUCUACACCUACGGGGAUGUGGACAAGAGGAGCAACAAAAUAGCCCAUGCCUUGCUGAACAACUCCUCGCUGAAGAAGGGGGACAUUGUGGCUUUAUUGAUGAGCAACGAGCCGGACUUCGUUCAUGUGUGGUUUGGCCUGGCUAAACUGGGCUGUGUGGUGGCCUUCCUCAACUCCAACCUUCGCUCCAAUUCCCUCCUACACUGUAUCAGCGCCUGUGAGCCCACUGCUGUGGUGGUUGGCGGAGAUUUGCUUGGAAGCAUAGAAGAAAUCCUUCCCAGCCUCCCUAAACAUGUCAGGGUUUGGGGAAUGAAGGAUUCUGUUCCACAAGGUGUAGUUUCACUCAGUGAAAAGCUGAGUCUCGCCUCUGAUGAGCCGGUACCACCAAGCUAUCAUGUCACCUCAAGCCUCAAGUCUACUUGCCUCUAUAUUUUUACCUCUGGAACAACAGGUCUACCCAAAGCAGCUGUGAUUAGCCAGUUGCAGGCGUUGAAGGGGUCUGUUGGGCUAUGGGCUUUCGGCUGCACGGCUGACGACAUUGUUUAUAUAACGCUCCCUCUGUACCACAGCUCAGGGGCUCUCCUUGGCAUUGGCGGAUGUGUUGAAUUGGGGGCCACAUGCGUGUUGAAGAAGAAAUUCUCUGCGAGCCAAUUUUGGAAUGAUUGCCAGAAGUACAACGUGACUGUGUUUCAGUACAUCGGAGAGCUUUGCCGUUAUCUGUGCAAACAACCUCAGAGAGAAGGGGAAAAGGACCAUCGGGUGCGCUUGGCAGUUGGAAAUGGUAUGAGCAGUGAAGUAUGGAGACAAUUUUUAGACAGAUUUGGAAACAUUAAGAUGUGUGAGUUUUAUGGAGCUACUGAAGGAAAUAUAGUUUUCAUGAACCAUAUUGGGAAGAUUGGAGCAGUCGGGAAAACAAACUUCUUUUACAACCUUGUUUUUGCUUUUGAGUUGAUAAAGUACGACUUUCAGAAAGAUGAACCAAUGAGGAAUGAACAAGGCUGGUGCUGCUGUGUGAGAAAAGGAGAACCCGGUCUUCUCAUUUCUCGUGUGAAUACAAAGAAUCCCUUCUUUGGCUAUGCUGGCUCUUAUAAGCACACGAAAAGCAAGCUACUUUUUGAUGUUUUUAAGAAGGGAGAUGUUUACUUCAAUACAGGAGACCUAAUGGUUCAAGAUCAUGAAAACUUCCUUUAUUUUUGGGACCGCAUUGGAGACACUUUCAGGUGGAAAGGAGAAAACGUAGCGACCACAGAGGUGGCAGAUGUGAUUGGGCAGUUGGACUUCAUACAGGAAGCAAACGUGUAUGGUGUACCUGUGCCAGGUUAUGAAGGAAAAGCGGGGAUGACUUCUAUCAUUCUAAAGCCAAACAAGUCUUUAGACUUAGAAAAAGUGUACGACCAAGUUGUCACAUUUCUGCCAUCUUAUGCCUGUCCACGAUUUUUAAGAAUACAGGACAAAAUGGAAACAACAGGGACAUUCAAGCUCCAGAAGUUACAGUUGGUGGAAGAAGGAUUUAAUCCCCUGAAGAUUUCUGACCCGCUUUACUUCAUAGAUAACUUGAAAAAAUGUUAUGUUCCAUUGACCAAAGAAAUUUAUAAUCAGAUAAUGUUAGAGAACCUUAAACUUUAAGACUGUAUUUAGGGGAUUUUGACGGCUUCCUGGGAAAGAUGAAAGGGGAUUCCUGAGCUCCUUGGCUGACAGUCAGGGAGGAGUUCCUUUCAUAAAUCAAUCAUAAACUAAAAAAAUUUGAAGAACGCAUUUGAUAUACUUAAGCUCUCAAGGCUCACACUCCUCAGCACAGUGAGCUAUGAAGUAUGAGACAUUCACCCCAUGGUCCUGAGGCUGACUUGAGGAUGCUGCUAGCAGCUGCUGCCCAGAAUCACCAGAAAGCAGCAUGCUGCACAGCAUGGACCACAGUUCAAAGUAGUGAUUUCUGCCUGCAUUUGGGAAGUAAAACCAAGUAGGCCAUAGUAUUGCCACCUGUCUGGGACUGUAAGAAAUAUUAUGAUUUACUCUGAAGUAGAGAUGGGGAGGUAGCAUUCAGCAUAUGUUACAUUUCCCUCACAAGCAAAAGUUCACUGAAUUUUAUA